AUGACGCCUCGUCGCUCUUCUCGAGCCCGCACCUCCCAACCCUCGCCAGCCGUUCUCCAACAUACCAACUCCUCUAGCUCCUCAUCCUCCAUGACUCGAGAAAGAAGCACCCGUUCGAAUCACAAAAUCUCCUCUCCUCGGAGAUCCUCCACCCAGCGGUCCCAGUCCACCGACGAUGUCGAUCCGAAAAAUGACUUCCCACAGACGCGGCAGCGCCGCGCCCGAGGAGAUGAAGAACAAGACCCGCUGAGGCCUGGAGAGGGUGAGGAAUAUGAAGAAGAAGGGGAUGAAGAGGAGGAAGAAGAGGUCACUCGGUGUCUCUGUGGACAACAAGAAUACCCGGGCCUGCCGCCCUCCCGUCGAGAGACCUUCGGUCGCAAUGGUAGGGACGAGAGACCCUCGCAUCUGCCAAAUGAUGGAUCAGACUUGAUGUCUGAUGACAUUGGCAGUAUGUUCAUCCAAUGUGACGCCUGCAAGGUCUGGCAGCAUGGCGGUUGUGUGGGAAUUAUGGAUGAGGCCAUGAGUCCUGAUGAAUACUACUGCGAAGAGUGUCGGAAAGACCUCCACCAAAUAAAAAAUGAACCAAAUGGACAGCAUUCCUCCUCAUAUCUUCCUGUCGCGCCCCCCUUGUCCCCGCCUGCCUCUUCUCGAGACUCUUCCAGAGACAAUAGCUCCAGACGGUCGAAGGACUCCAAAUCUCGACAGAACGAAUCCUCAAGCAUCAAACGCCGUUCGACGAUGAACAGUCGCGAUGCUGCAUACGACGAAGAGGAACAGCUUCGACGUGCGAUCGAGGAGAGCAAGGAAGAAAAUAAAUCGACGGCCGAUGAGGUCGCAACCCGCAGAGGCAAGAGAAGUCGAAGUGAUAGUGAAGCCUUUAAACAAGUGCCCAAACGACCACGUACUAGCUCCCCGUCUCCAACCGCCACUUCUAAACAGAGCAAUUCGAUAUCACAGCCCGCAUCUGAGGAUGAGUCGAAAGCAAAAGCUGCCACCAAUGGCGCCAAGAAACAAAAGACAGCAUCACGAAACCAGCGCGAUAAAGAAACCAAAGAGCCAGAGGAGCCUGAACCUGAACGUCCAGAUACUGCCAACCGUCGGAAAGGACGGAUAGAUCGAAACGAUGAAUCAGAUCAUGAGGUCGGUUCUCCAACGAAACCCGUGGUUAACGAGCCCGAACCCUCGCAACCCAGUCCAGGCACACCAGCUCCUUCUGCAGCACCAGAACCAGCGCCCUCUCGUCCAUCCACGCGCAAGUCCGGGAGGCCACCUGCGCGUCGCGGUGGUCGCGUUGGACGCAACCAAUAUACACGGGAUCGGGACAUGAACGGGAAUGGGCUUGACGUUGGCUCAACAAAUUCCCCGCGGCGGGGUGUGUCACAUGAUAACGGCGCAGACUCGCCGCGGCCGCAUGUCAAUGGCGGCGAGUCGGGGAAACCAAGUCGUCCACGGUAUAUGCAUCCACAACGGACGACGAUGAAUGAGAUGAAGCGUCGUGUGGCUGGGAUCUUAGAGUUUAUCUCCCGCAUGCAGGUCGAGAUGGCAGUUGCGGGGGAGAAUUCCAGUCUGGCGGGCAACGGCGAUCGGCUAAACGGUGCCGCAGGUACAGCGGACCUAGGAGAGGUCGGCAUGCCACCAUCGACCGCCGCCAGCGAGGGUGGGGAAUCCGGGCCAGCAACAGACGGCGAAUCUCAACCUUCGAAGGAGAAAGGGUUCAAGGAACUCAACAGCCUCGAAAUGAUGGAUGUGCUCACGCGCCAUCUUAUGAAAUGGCAACAGGAGUAUGGCAGAUUUGGAGAGAGGUGA
Messenger RNA from Aspergillus ruber CBS 135680, 1806 nucleotides. RefSeq names its product putative transcriptional regulator (Cti6). The coding region runs from base 1 to 1806 and encodes 601 amino acids. The transcript is spliced from 4 exons. Gene Ontology annotation, cellular component: Rpd3L-Expanded complex; Rpd3L complex. NCBI's taxonomy places the organism in Eukaryota, Fungi, Ascomycota, Eurotiomycetes, Eurotiales, Aspergillaceae. Gene Ontology annotation, biological process: negative regulation of rDNA heterochromatin formation; negative regulation of silent mating-type cassette heterochromatin formation. The record is from RefSeq and is a predicted model, not a curated record.